Molecule: messenger RNA, 639 nt
Organism: Cydia splendana
Lineage: Eukaryota; Metazoa; Arthropoda; Insecta; Lepidoptera; Tortricidae
Gene: mRpS33
Product: small ribosomal subunit protein mS33
Exons: 2
Coding region: 78-428 (116 amino acids)
Cellular component (GO): mitochondrion
Source: RefSeq, a predicted model, not a curated record
GCCUCAGUUUUCGUAUCGUAAAUCGUAAUAUAAGAAUUGAGGUUAUGUUAUUUUUGUGAUAAAAGGAUUUCCAAAAAAUGGCAACAAAUUACGCAAAAUACGCUCAACUCAUCAAACACUCAAGCAACUACGCGCAGCGAAUGAAGCGCCUGUCCAACCGCAUCUUCGGCGAGGUGGCUAUACCCACAAAUCCCAAAUCCAUGAAGGUGGUAAAGAUGUUCUCAGCGAAGCCCGUCCACACCAACGAGGAGAUCAUCCACUACUACCCGCGGCACGUGGAGACGCACGCGCUGGUGCUGCGGUUGCGCGAGUACGGGCUGUUCCGGGACGAGCACCAGGACUUCAAGGAGGAGAUGAAACGGUUAAGGGAGCUGCGGGGGAAAGUUAAGGUGUGGCGCCGGUACGCUGAUAAAGAGAAGACGGAAUAGUGCAGCGUUGGAUACUUUAGCUGCCUAAAUGCUCUCCCUCUAGAACUACAAUCAUUGGCUGGUCAAUUCAAUGUUGGUGCAGUUGUGAGAUUUAGGCAGAAGUAAUUGUGACAUUUGUGUAUUAGUGAUUUGACUAGUUUAAUAGUUAAUUUGAAUAUUAUAUCAGAGGAGCUGUUGUUUCACUGACUUUUGAACAGAUUUAGUUGUCUCA